UAUCCAUAGGUAAGGUAUCAGGUAGUAUUUGACAAAAAUGACAAAGAAUUUAAAAUUCUUUAAUUUUAAAGUUUUUGUGUACUAUAAUAUUUAAAAUUUAACUACAUCCAAGAUUAUAAUUUUAAAAUAACUGCAUAUUUUUCGGAAAAAAAACGAUUCAGUUUUAUUAUUUAAAUAAAUAUAUCGCAAAAUAAAGAAAUUAAAAAAAAUAAAAUGGCGUCUGGAAAAGAAAAUAGUGGCAUGGAAAGUGGUAAAUUAGAAAAAUGGCGUGAAGCUAUGAGUCAAAUGUCAUUAAAAGACCUUCUGAAAAUUAAAUAUUGCUAUAACAAACAUGAAAAAUGGCAAUUAAUGUACUCGCCUUAUGAUGAAACAAAAAAGAAGUGGUUCUGCACAAUUUGCAGAAAGGUGUUAAUGGACAGUAACGCGGUUUUAGCUCAUAAUGGGCUUAAUAAACAUAAGAGCAGUCUUGAAACUAAAGUUUAUGACAUUUUUCACGACAAUAUUAAUCCUUUUAAAUCUAAGAAAGAGGAAAACCCAACCGAAAACGCUGAAGCUCCUGAGGAAGUGGAUUUUAAAGCUCAAUUACUUGCAAUGUCGUUGGAGGAAAUUUUAGAAGUUCGUUAUAAAAUUAAUGAACUCUGGAAAAAAUUGAUUAUUCCUUUGCAAAAAGGGUAUAACUGCACGAUAUGCAAAUCAAAUUUGUUAACAAAUAUACAAGGGAUUCGAAAUCAUAUGUCUAACCGUCAACAUAAAUCUAAUAUGGAAUUGAUAGCAGGAAUACAUCAUCCAAAAAUUUUUCCCACAAAAGAUCCAAGUUUACAGGAUGGUGAGAUAUUAACAAACAAACAACAAAGAGAAAUUCCUAAGGAUAUUUCAAAAGAAAUUGUAAUAGAUGAUGUACAAGAUUUAAAAUCUAUUAAGGAUACAAAUUUACCAAAAGCUGUUCCGAUUCAAGUAUCGAUCAAAAGCAUUGAAAAAAAACCAAAUGAAAUUACAAAUCAAAAUUUACAUAAGAAUGAGAAAUUAGAUCAAUGUUCCACAUCCGAUGAGAAAACGCAAAUGUCAGAGUUAGAAACAAUAAGUCAAUCGAAAGAGAGUCAACCACAAACUCAACUAACAAAAAAUACUAUCAAUGAAUUUUUAUCUGAAAUGACAUCUAUGAGGAAGGAAGAUCUCAUAAAAGUAGAAUACAAAGGUAAUGAUAGGAAAUGGAAACACAUUAUAACAUAUGAUGGAAUACAUUAUUCUUGUGGAAUUUGCAAUCUUAGACACUUGAAAGACAUUCCAUUAAGUGAUCAUAUAAAAGGCAGAAAACAUAAAGAAAAGGCCCUUAUAAGUGUUGUCAGAUUUUUUCAUCCUGUAUUUACAGAACCAAAAGACUUGAAUAAAAAGUCCCAAGAUGCAACAUUUGCUCAGUCUGAAAAUAAAGCUUUACCAAAAAAUAAAAUUUCAAAUGAAAAUUUAGUUCAAAUUCCUACCAGCAAGCCUUCACCUCAAACCAAUACACAAAAAGAGUCAGAAGUUAUUAUUUUAAACAAUGAAACUGAGGUAUUUACCGUUGAAGAUUCUCCAGAAAAAGAAUUAGUGCCUCCGGGGACAGAAAUCACCUCAAAGAAUAUUGUAGUUAAUCCAGUAGCAAUCUCCGCUGCAAGGAAGAGUAAUGAAAUAAAUGAUACACAAAAAGAUUCUUUAAUUAACAAAACUAAACAAAAAACAGAUACCACAGGCAAAAAUAUUACAGGAAACAUUAAUUUAAAUGUAGAAAAUAACAAACAAAGUUUUGAAAAAAAAGAAUUUUCAGCGAAAAAGAAUGAUGAUGUAGAAGGGUUUGUUGGCGUCGAAUAUGUUAUAAAAGUGAUAAAACAUGCAACUGACAAUGAUCCCCGGUUUGAAUGUUGCCUAUGCGAAACUGAAUUGAACAGUGGUGCAAUGCAGCAUCAUUUAAAAGGACUUAUUCAUCGGACUAAAUACUUGGAACGUCAUUUUCCAACCUGCAUGAAGCAGUUUAAAGAAUAUAAGGAAAACUCAGCUGCAAUGUAUCAAAUAAUUGAAAGAAUUUGUAAAGCUAUUGAAAAAUAUCAUGGUCGUGAUUUGCCAUUAGAAUGUGUUCAAAACGAUUUUAGGGCGAAUCGCUGUGAAUACAUGGAGAAAGUUUUUUCUUUUAGACAUGCUUCUGAAAUGUCUGGUCCAUCAUUUACCAAUAUUGUUGACAAAAAGGAAUUGCAAAAUAUUAUCAAUAACAAAACUUUUAAAAUACCUGAGAAAAAGGACGAGAAAAUAACUUUCACGGUGCGUGAUAAUGAAAGCAAAGCAAAUUAUCCUUUUACUACAGAAUCAGAUAAUAGGCCAACUGCGAAGGUAUCUAACAUUCCAACCACCCGAUUGUCGAAAAAUCCGUCACGAAAUUUUCCAACCCAUCCUAAUAUAAUUCAUCAGCAUCAUCACACACCUUAUAGACCGAUUUUUGAUCCCUCAAUUCCAAAUAACAUCUUGCCAUUUGAAACAAUGGGUUCAGGGUAUCAAAAUACAUAUACUCCUACAUUUUACCCUGAAGUUCAACUAAGACCAAAUAUACAAUAUCAACCAGUUGUCGAUCAAUCUUUGGAUGAUGAAGAGCAUAGACGGCUUGCCGAAAAUUUUAUCAAAAAUACAAAAAUGAAUGAUAAAUCUGACAGGUACAGGCAAAAAUCUCGUUCACCUAGAAGAUAUAAAAAACAAAGAUCUAGAUCAGGAUCUAGAUCAAGGUAUAGACGUGAAACUCGAAGUUUAUCUAGAUCACCACUUCGAGAAGGUGAUGUUUGGCAGGCGUAUAGGCGCAAAUAUGAUAUGGAUGUUAAAAUUAUUGACAUGGAUUUUAAACAUUACCAAAAGGAUCCACAAUCAUAUCCUCUAUACAAUGAUGAAUGGCAGUCGUUUUGGGCGAACCGCGUUAAUGAGUUGAAACAAGCGGGAAGAGAUUACCAGAAUUAUGAUUUCACUUACGAAUGGUCAUUAUAUUUUCCAAAACGUCUUGAUGAACUUUACGAAAAGGAAACUGAAGCAUUAAAAGUUAGAUUGCGCGAAAGAUUUGUUUUACCAAUGCAUAAUCAUGAAUUAAGAGAUCCGAAAUAUCAUAUAAAACAUGUGAUAGAAGCUGAAGUUAGACCUCCUGUUCAUCCGGAAAUUUCAAUAAUCAAAAAUGAUUCGAAAGUUGAAGGUGAUUCUCCUUCAAUCAAAAACAGUAGAACUCAAGCACCAACAAGACAUAUGUCACCGAUAAAUAUAUCAAAAAGGAAAAAUAACUCUAGUGAUAUGCUCUCUGUCGAAUAUGAAAAUGUCGACUCAAAUAAAGAGGAUACAUUUGAGACUACGUAUGCUAAAAAAAGGAAAAGAGUAACUGAUUCGAAAUCACCAUCACCACCAGAGGUGGCAGAUGAUUUAGAGGGAGAUUUAGAAAAGGAUUCUAUAACUGCUAUGAGUGUUUUAAGGGUUUUAACAGCUUUAGAAGAUAAUUUGGGAAGUAGUCUUGGACCGAAAAUUAUUGAUCUUAUGUCUAAAGCUCUUGUUUUAGAAAAGACAAAACCAAAUGCUGUUGAUGAGAAUUUAUUAACAACUGACAAUUGUCUUUUAUUGGAAACAUGUCGAGAGAAAUUGAAGGGUCAAAUCGUGGCUGGCCUUUACAAAAGUCAGCAAUUGCGUGCAGUCAAAAGUGUCAUUAAAAACAUAACAACUUUAGCAGAAAAAGCUAGUGUGUUUAGAGCUAAAAAUCCCGAAAAAUCAUCUGAUGUUCAAGCUAUUCUUAAGAAAGCUACAGCUUCUGUUGCUCCCCCGAAGUUUUCGUCAGCACCACGACCUCCUGCAAAAGCUAUUACAUCAAAAGUAUCAUCGCACUCAGUGCCAAAUUCAAGAGCAUCAAAUCAAUCAACAAACUCGGGGUCUGACAACAUAACGUCUUCGGUAUCAUCUAAUUCUGGUUCUAACAGCGCAAACUCUAAACAACUGAAUAUACCAAUGAUGUCAAUGGGUCAAAAGAAGGAAUUAGCUAAGAAAUUAGCACAAGCUUUAGCUGCUCAAGGUAAAACUGAUAUUUCAACCGAAAGUUGUGAACAAUUGAUAGAAGUUUAUACAUUAAUAGAUAAAAAGCAACGGGAAAACGGGAAGCUCAACAGCCAGGAAAAAAGUUUGUCGGAGUGUUUACAAGAUUGUGUAAAAAGUGGAAGCCUAACAACUUUAACAAGCAUAAUUCAAGACAAGAAUAAAGCCGCUAUGGAAGAAUCAUCCCAGCAACCUCAUCAAGAGCAACAACAACAGCAUUCUCAGUUUGGUGAUAUGACAUCUCAAGUACAAAGUAUAUUGAUGGCCAUUAAUCAGAAUCGAUUUCCGCAGCAACAAUCGAGGAGUAAUUUUGGGAAUUUUUCACAUCUUGCAAAUUUUGAUACUUCAUUAAAUUUUAACCCAGUUUUGCAAUUACCUAGACCUUCAUACAGAGGAACAAGCAGUGGUAGUAAUUUGACAAGUAAUAGCGGAUCUCAAAACUGGGUUCAGGGUAGUAUUUUAACCGGUGGAAAUUAUAAUAAUAUAGGAACUUCAUCAAAUCCGUCACCAAAUCUAUCGUCAUUUGGAAACUCAUUUAGUGCUUCAAAUAAUGAAACCAACAACCAAACGAAUCGCAAUCUGUUGAAUAACGAUUUAAAUUCAAAUAAUCCUUUUAUGAGAAAUAUGUCAAGUGGUGGAAGUUGGCAGCGUUCUAAUUUGCCUCCACAACAACAAAACAAUUUCCAAAAUUCUUAUGGUGCCGGUUCCUUGUACGAGCGCUAUAAUAGAAGAUAA
Messenger RNA from Condylostylus longicornis, 4809 nucleotides. RefSeq lists its product as uncharacterized. The transcript is spliced from 12 exons. NCBI's taxonomy places the organism in Eukaryota, Metazoa, Arthropoda, Insecta, Diptera, Dolichopodidae. Gene Ontology annotation, molecular function: zinc ion binding; nucleic acid binding. Bases 214 to 4809 code for a protein of 1531 amino acids. The record is from RefSeq and is a predicted model, not a curated record.